UCGAUUCAUGUGCGUAUAAAUCGGAAAUCGAUCGAGUCAUGACUACCGACCCAAGUCGCCGAAUCCACUCUGCUUCCCCGUCCGCCCUUCAAAAUUCCUAAUUUCUUCUUCCCUUCAAUGGCGGACCAUGCGGAUGAAGCAGAGAUGGAGAACAAUCCUCGUCCACGCGACGAUGUUUCGAGGAAGACCCGCCAGAAGAAACAAGAAGGGGUUUUAGAUUCGAUCCGCCAUCGGCCCCUGCGGUGUUUAAGAAUGCUCAUUGAAGGUUCUUCUUGGGUACGAUCAUCGCCUAUGGCGUCAGCCCGGGACUUUGGCCAUGGCCUCGGCAAAGUGAGCAAACAGCACUACUUGAAGUUUGAUAAUCUCUGGUCGGCCAUCGUGAUCAGGGGCUUACUGUGAGAGUAAUCCCAAUCGGGUUGGUGUUUAUUUUUAAAAACCAGACGCUGAUCCCAACUCAUUCAUUCUUCCGGCUGAGAAAUUGAAGAACAAAAGAAGUGAAUUUGUACAU
Tarenaya hassleriana is the source of this 508-nucleotide messenger RNA. Its product is annotated as probable folate-biopterin transporter 3. Bases 118 to 399 code for a protein of 93 amino acids. Lineage: Eukaryota; Viridiplantae; Streptophyta; Magnoliopsida; Brassicales; Cleomaceae. The transcript is spliced from 2 exons. The record is from RefSeq and is a predicted model, not a curated record.